AGCGUGUACCAGGAAGUGUUCGAUCUAUGUGUUUUACUUCUAUGGGGUCAACUGUUCCAGUCAAACUACGCUCGGUGCAAAGAGCGGCCAGAGACUAGGAUCUGCUGUGUGUCUUCUGCGAGUAAAUGAGUUCAAAGAUGGAAUCUGGCAUACUGAACAUAGAGGAGAUAGUGAUGGGGCAGGAGCUGCCUGAUCCACCGCCAGCAGCUGCGCCUCAAAAGCCCGCCCAAACCUACAAACCCAUCAACCUGAACGGACCUACUCCUCCUGUCCAGCCAUAUCAGCAUGACAAUCUGCAGUGUUUCCAGUGCUUUAUCACCUUCUGCAGUGCCAAAGCCAAAGAAAGACACAUGAAAAAGAGCCACCGGGAAGAGUACAAGCAGCAGCUCCAGCAGGGAAACACGUUGUUCACCUGUUACGUGUGCGACCGUGCGUUUCUCUCCUCUGAGGAGCUGACGCAACACCAGCCCACCCACAGUAAAGAUGACAAGCCCUUCAAAUGUGUCCACUGUAAGGAGAGCUUCAAAACCUUCUCUGAACUCACGGCGCACCGAAGACAAAUCUGUCCGGAGAGGCAGUUUGUGUGUAAAGAUUGCAUGGAAGUGUUCCGGAGUGCAGGACUGCUGCGCACCCACCGCCUCACCCAGCACCCCCGUCCAGAGUCAGAGACCCCAGAGCCGCCAGCCGACCCCUCCAGCGUCAAGCAGUGUAAGAAGUGCAGCCAGGUCUUUGAAACAGAAGUGGAGCUGACCGCCCACCAGGAAAAGUACUCUGGGGAUCAGCAGUGCAACGGCAGUGCCAGCGUCAGGAAGCGCGGCCGACCGGCCAAAACCGAAGAGCCUGCGGCGGCAGACAAGAAAGGCAAGCGGAAAAAGAAAGAGGAAGGGGACUCGUCUGAGGAGGCGACCGAGAACACGACGGAGACGGAGCCAGCGGCGGCGGAAGAGAAAAGCACGGUCGGUGCUGCGAAGAGAGGCCGGCCUCGUAAGGUGGUGGUGAAGUCCGAAGAGGAAGACUUGAAGAGCCCCGCUGAGGACGCAGAGGAGACCGCGAAGAAGCCCAAGGUGGAGCCCGCCGCUGCCGCCAAACAGAUCCCCUGCAGCGACUGUGACCUCUCCUUCAGCAGCCUGCCUCUGCUCCGCGCCCACAAGAAGGAGAAACAUUCUCCUCGGAAAGCCCACCCAUGUGAAGAGUGUGAGGAGAGCUUCGCCCGCCCCGAGCAGCUGGACGCACACAUGUCGCGGAAUCACGCUGUCGGCCGCCUCGCCUGCCCGACCUGCGGCAAGAGCUUUGGCCGGGAACGCACCUUGAAGGCUCACCAAAAGAGCCACGCAGAGGAAAAGCCAGAAGAGGCGGCCUCCAAGAGAUAAUCCAUGCAUGUGGACCGUGAGCCCUGUGGAUUUUUAAGGUUUUUAACUCAUGUUUUUCAUUUAAUUUCAUCGGGAGACGUCCUCAGAUUUCGCCCGCUGACUAUUCUGGAUUUUACCACCAUCGAAAAGUUUCCCUCUCUCGGUCCAAAAUGUUUUGGGAUUCAAAGUUUGGAACUACGGCAGAAAAGCGGACAAUUGUGAUUAACCCGUGCAGAUCCAGUACUAAACAUUUGUUACCAAGUUUGUACAAAAAAGACCUUUCUUUAUAUUUGUUUUGUUGGAAGCAACAUGCGUGUGGUGUGUCAUCAACUGUUCAACUCCAGAUUGUGGUUCAAAAAAGUUUCACGUCUUCUCCAGACGCUUCAGAUUUUAAAGCUACUAGACGACUAGUUGAGAUGUUUGAAUGUCUUCUAUACAGUUCCUCGGAAGAAAUGUUCAUGUACAGCAUCAGGUUUGUUUUGUAAUUGUUUUUUAUUUUUACGUUUAUUCUAAAUUAACUUGGUUAGUGAGUCAAUAACAGCAUCAGUUUUAAGAUUAGUUUGGCUUCUGUUGAUUGAUUUGUUGUUCUCCUUCCCUCUUUUUUGUUGUUCAUUUCGACAUUGUAACUUGUCUUAGGCAUUUCUUGAGAGCAGAAGGUGGCCUCUUGGGUCAGCCUGACUCGGUCACAUACGGAGCUGUGUAUCUAGUGUGUAAUCCACUGAUAGUCUUUCUUCAUUGCUUUGUGUCAAGAUGAUGGAAAAAAUAAAACAUGAUGCCCAUGAAACUUCUGCAGAAGAGUU
This is a messenger RNA of Synchiropus splendidus (mandarinfish), 2149 nucleotides long. Its product is annotated as zinc finger protein 184-like. The coding region runs from base 126 to 1370 and encodes 414 amino acids. Gene Ontology annotation, biological process: regulation of transcription by RNA polymerase II. Gene Ontology annotation, molecular function: RNA polymerase II transcription regulatory region sequence-specific DNA binding; DNA-binding transcription factor activity, RNA polymerase II-specific. The record is from RefSeq and is a predicted model, not a curated record. Gene Ontology annotation, cellular component: nucleus. NCBI's taxonomy places the organism in Eukaryota, Metazoa, Chordata, Actinopteri, Syngnathiformes, Callionymidae. The transcript has 5 exons.